CCUCUAUAAAUAUAAGUGAAAAUGAUUGCUCAAAAUAUAUUAGCAACAAUGUCUUUCUCACAUAUGUUUACUGCUUUUCUUUUCUCUUUGAUUGUGUGUUUGGUCAUUUCUGAAUGUCACGCUGAUGUUAAUGCUAAUGCUAGCCAUAUAUCAAAAUUAGUGAUUGAUGCACGUACUAGAAGGCCUAUUCCAGACACAUUCUUUGGAGCAUUUUUUGAGGAAAUUAAUCAUGCAGGAGCUGGGGGAUUGUGGGCAGAACUUGUGGAUAAUAGAGGUUUUGAAGCAGGGGGUUCCAAUGUUUCAUCAAAUAUCAAUCCAUGGAUAAUUAUUGGAGAUAAUUCAUCAUCGAUUAUCGUAUCAACUGAUCGUUCAUCUUGUUUUGAGUGUAAUAAGGUUGCUUUACGUUCAGAUGUUCUUUGUCAAGGACAAUCAUGUCCACUUGGUGGUGUUGGUAUCUCCAAUCCUGGAUUUUGGGGCAUGAACAUUGAGCAAGGGAAAAAGUAUAAAGUGGUGUUCUAUGUUAGAUCACUUGGUCCUAUUAAUUUACAAGUUUCAUUUAUCGGAUCUGAUGAUGGAGUAAAAUUGGCUUCAACAAACAUAAGUGCUUUUGGAGUUAAUGUUACAAAGUGGAGUAGGAUGGAGACAAUUCUUGAAGCUAAUGGUACAAAUCAUAAUUCAAGUCUACAAAUAACAACAAGCAAUAGAGGGGUAGUAUGGUUAGAUCAAGUGUCAGCUAUGCCCUUGGAUACAUAUAAGGGUCAUGGUUUUCGAAGCGACCUUUAUCAAAUGGCGGCGGAUCUCAAGCCAAAAACUUUUAGAUUCCCAGGUGGUUGUUAUGUAGAAGGAGAUUAUCUGAGAAAUGCAUUUAGAUGGAAAGAUACAGUUGGACCAUGGGAAGAGAGACCUGGCCACUUUAAUGACAUAUGGAAUUAUUGGACUGAUGAUGGAUUUGGUUAUUUUGAGGGGCUUCAACUAUCAGAGGAUCUUGGUGCAUUCCCAGUGUGGGUGUUUAACAGUAUUAGCCAUCAUGAUGAAGUUAAUACGUCUGAUAUUUCACCAUUUGUGCAAGAAGCCCUAGAUGGUAUUGAGUUUGCUAGAGGUUCUUCCACAUCACAAUGGGGUUCUCUUAGAGCUUCCAUGGGACAUCCUGAGCCAUUUGAUUUGAGAUUUGUUGCCAUUGGAAAUGAAGACUGUCAUAAAUAUAACUAUCUAGGAAACUACCUAAAGUUCUAUGAAGCUAUAAAACAUGAUUAUCCUGAUAUUCAAAUUAUCUCAAAUUGUGACGGUUCUAUACAUCAAUUAGAUCACCCAGCAGAUCUCUAUGAUUUUCAUAUUUAUACAGAUUCUAAGGACAUGUUUUCCGAUUAUACCAAGUUCGAUAACGCACCAAGAUCCGGUCCAAAGGCAUUUGUUAGUGAGUAUGCUGUUUGGAAGGAAGAUGCUGGUGCUGGAAGCCUUUAUGCAGCUGUUGCUGAAGCUGCAUUUCUCAUUGGGCUUGAAAAGAAUAGUGAUAUUGUUAGCAUGGUUGCAUAUGCACCACUCUUUUUAAACACAAACGACAGAAAGUGGAUACCAGAUGCAAUUGUUUUUAACUCUUAUCAGAAUUAUGGAACUCCAAGUUAUUGGCUACAACAACUCUUUAUUGAAUCUAGUGGAGCAACAUUGCUUAAUUCAACUCUUCAAAAUUCUUCUAGCUCAAUUGUUGCAUCCGCAAUUGAGUAUAAAAAUUCUCAAGAUGGGAAGAAUUAUCUAAGAGUAAAGGUAGUCAACUUUGGAAAUGCCACUGAGAACUUCAUGAUUUCAAUAAAUGGUUUAAAUUCAAUUGUUCAAUCGUCUAAUUCAUCAAUGGUGGUACUUACGUCCUCCAAUAGAAUGGAUGAGAAUUCCUUCUCGGAGCCAAAUAAGGAUGCACAAACUGAACAAGCUACCACACAAGCUGCUGGCCUAAAUGCUGAUGCACAAGGUCCUACACAUGCUGCUGGCCUAAAUGCAACUGCACAAGCUCCUACAAAUGGUGCAAAUGCAGUUGAACAAGCUACCACAAUUUCUGCUAGAACAAAUGCAAUUGCACAAGCUGGAACAAAUUUGCAUUCAAAUGUGACUAACAUUGCUGCUGAACAGGGAAGCAAACAAAGCAAGAAGCAGACUGCUGCUGCUAUUAACAAGACUGCUGUUGUUAACAUUGCUGCUGUUAAUACUACCACAACCAACACAUCUGGUACAACUUUAGGUGGCAGACAUGUUGUUGGUGAGGUUUCAUUGUUCGUGCCAAGAAAGUCUAGAACCACAGGGGUUAAGAGGUCAAUUCGUGAGGUUGGAAAUGUUGGGACUCAACAAUCAGUGAACAAGACUUAACCUAUGAAAAAACAUGAUGAGAAUGAUGUUACUCUAAAUUAUAUUUUGGUUAUCUAAUGUAAUAUCAAGUACUCUUAAUUAUAUUUUGCUUAUGUUUAGGUUAAGUGCUCUAAAUUAGACUUAAUUAUCUUUUGGUGAUGUACUCUAAAUUUAAGUACUCAUAACUCUGU
Medicago truncatula (barrel medic) is the source of this 2525-nucleotide messenger RNA. RefSeq names its product alpha-L-arabinofuranosidase 1. Gene Ontology annotation, biological process: L-arabinose metabolic process. Bases 22 to 2355 code for a protein of 777 amino acids. The record is from RefSeq and is a predicted model, not a curated record. Gene Ontology annotation, molecular function: alpha-L-arabinofuranosidase activity. The transcript has 17 exons. NCBI's taxonomy places the organism in Eukaryota, Viridiplantae, Streptophyta, Magnoliopsida, Fabales, Fabaceae.